This is a messenger RNA of Ipomoea nil (Japanese morning glory), 1905 nucleotides long. Its product is annotated as alpha-mannosidase I MNS5. Bases 77 to 1801 code for a protein of 574 amino acids. Gene Ontology annotation, molecular function: mannosyl-oligosaccharide 1,2-alpha-mannosidase activity; calcium ion binding. Gene Ontology annotation, biological process: endoplasmic reticulum mannose trimming; mannose trimming involved in glycoprotein ERAD pathway; carbohydrate metabolic process. Gene Ontology annotation, cellular component: endoplasmic reticulum; membrane. Lineage: Eukaryota; Viridiplantae; Streptophyta; Magnoliopsida; Solanales; Convolvulaceae. The transcript has 15 exons. The record is from RefSeq and is a predicted model, not a curated record.
AUCUGCUGUCUGCUGAUUCAUAUUCAAACGAAGAUCUCUGCUGCCCUUCUCAAUAGACCCGAAAAGCUUUAGAAUCAUGAGGAAAAGGGUUCUGAUAUGUAUGCUCAUAUUUCUUUCAACCUUCUUUCCAAUGUCUUUCUCUGGGUUUGAUCCUCCUAAUCCUAUGGCAGCUAGGAGGAAACGCAUGAGUCAGAAAGUUCGCAAAAUGUUUUACCAUGCUUACGAGAACUAUAUGAUGCAUGCGUUUCCGCAUGAUGAGCUUAAACCUUUGACCAAAACGUACACAGAUUCUCUUAGCGAGCUUGGAAAUUUGAAGCUUGAACAUCUUCCGCAGAAGUAUAGUGGAUCAGCUCUUACACUGAUUGAAUCAUUAUCCAGUCUUGUUAUCUUGGGUAACCACACUGAGUUUGAAAAGGCAGUUCUUUGGCUUUCAGUAAAUCUGUCAUUUGACGUUGAUGCAAGAAUAAAUCUUUUUGAGUGCAACAUAAGAGUUCUUGGAGGACUAGUUUCUGCUCAUAUUCUUGCAACUGAUUCUACAAACAGGUUGGUUCAAGGAACUUAUAAGAAUCAACUUCUUGAUCUGGCAGAGGAUUUGGGGAGACGUUUUCUACCUGCUUUUGAUACGCCAACCGGACUGCCAUAUGCUUGGAUCAACUUAAAGCGUGGGGUGAUGCAGAACGAGACAACUGAAACGAGCACAUCUGGGUGUGGCUCACUGAUUCUUGAAAUGGGAGCAUUAUCUCGUUUAACUGGGGAUCCAAUUUUCGAAAUAGCUGCUUUGCGUGCCCUACGUAAGCUGUGGAGCAUGCGGAGUUCUCUCAACCUUCUCGGCACUACAUUGGAUGUAGCAACUGGAGAGUGGAUAGAAUUUUCAACGGGAAUUGGGGCUGGUGUCGACUCCUUCUACGAGUAUCUUGUCAAAGCGUACAUUCUCUUUGGGGGAGAUGAAUUUUGGAAGAUGUUUCAGUCUGCUUACCUUGCUGUGCAGAAAUAUUUCAGACAUGGACCAUGGUAUCAUGAUGCGGACAUGAGAACAGGAAAAGCUACUUAUUGGCAACUUACAAGUCUUCAAGCAUUUUGGCCAGGCGUGCAGGUUCUAGUUGGUGAUGUUGAUGCAGCUAAUUCAUCACAUCGAGAGUUUUUCCAUGUAUGGAAAAAAUUCGGAGUACUACCUGAGAGGUAUCUACUGGACCAUCAGAUGUUGCAUCCCACGGAGAAGUACUAUCCUCUACGUCCUGAAUUUGCGGAAUCUACAUUUUACCUAUACCAAGCAACCAAAGAUCCAUGGUAUAUGGAAGUGGGUGAAUUAAUCAUUAAUUCUCUAAACCAAUAUACUAAAGUUCAAGGUGGAUUUGCGAGCGUUAGAGAUGUGACAACCAUGGAAUUAGAAGAUCAUCAGCACAGUUUCUUCCUCGCUGAAACGUGCAAGUAUUUGUAUCUUCUCUUCGAUGAUUCAUUCUUGGUCAAUCGAAAUUACAUCUUCACAACCGAGGGCCAUCCUCUCCCAGUUUUAAGCACUUGGCACGAUAGACUUUCCGAGGCCUAUUUACCAAGCAACUGGACUUCAUUCAAGCACGAAAAACACAGAAAGCGGGCUAGUGCAAUGUCACAGCGGAUUUGUCCAGCUACCACGCUUAGCCAUGAACAGGAGUAUCAGCACCUCGAGAGCGCUUGCCACAUCCCCGAUACGCGUGGUGACCAUAGAUGCUUGACCGACGAAGAUUGCGGUGUUGAUUCAACAACCUGUAGGAGACGAUCGUGCAGUAUGGCCGGGUACUGUGGUCUGUGGUUGUUGAUAUGAAAACUGGCCUGUAUAUAUAUAUAUACCGAUUCUUUUGAGGUGAUAUGUAUUUUAGCCUCACAGGUUGUUUUAUUCAGUUCAGGAAAAAAGAUUUUUGAAGUGCA